Hypomesus transpacificus is the source of this 4820-nucleotide messenger RNA. RefSeq names its product CCR4-NOT transcription complex, subunit 3b (gene cnot3b). The record is from RefSeq and is a predicted model, not a curated record. Gene Ontology annotation, biological process: regulation of stem cell population maintenance; regulation of DNA-templated transcription; nuclear-transcribed mRNA poly(A) tail shortening. Lineage: Eukaryota; Metazoa; Chordata; Actinopteri; Osmeriformes; Osmeridae. The transcript has 18 exons. Gene Ontology annotation, cellular component: nucleus; CCR4-NOT core complex; P-body. Bases 222 to 3065 code for a protein of 947 amino acids.
UUCUGAGCCAUGGGGGAAACAGAGGAGGAGGUGUUCCUGGUGGCCAUCUUGAAUGUGCGGAGUGAUUGUUUAGCGAAAAGAAUUAAUAACAAAUUGGAAAUAACGUGAAGAUUUGGGAAAUUAAGAUUUAUGAGAGUGGGGCAUCUAGAAAAAGAAAAGUUAACUCGGAAACUCCAGCCCCAGUGGAAGAAGGCAUGAAGACAGUAUCCUAGUCAACAGUCAUGGCUGACAAAAGAAAACUACAAGGUGAAAUAGAUCGAUGUUUGAAAAAAGUAACGGAAGGCGUAGAGCAGUUCGAGGACAUUUGGCAAAAGCUACAUAAUGCAGCCAACGCUAACCAGAAGGAGAAGUAUGAGGCCGACCUUAAGAAAGAAAUUAAAAAACUACAGCGUCUUCGAGACCAGAUCAAGACGUGGGUAGCAUCCAACGAGAUCAAAGACAAAAGACAGCUCGUGGAAAACCGCAAACUCAUAGAAACGCAAAUGGAGCGGUUUAAGAUCGUGGAGCGGGAGACCAAGACCAAGGCCUACUCUAAAGAAGGCCUGGGCCUGGCCCAGAAGGUAGACCCAGCCCAGAAGGAGAAGGAGGAGGUCGGACAGUGGCUAACGAAUACGAUAGACACCCUGAACAUGCAGGUGGAUCAGUUUGAGAGUGAAGUCGAGUCCUUAUCAGUCCAAACACGCAAGAAGAAAGGAGACAAAGAGAAACAGGAUCGAAUUGAGGAGCUGAAGCGUUUCAUCGAGAAGCACAGGUACCACAUCCGGAUGCUGGAGACCAUCCUACGCAUGCUGGACAACGACUCAGUCCAGGUGGACUCCAUCCGCAAGAUCAAGGACGAUGUGGAGUACUACAUGGACUCCUCCCAGGACCCCGACUUUGAGGAGAACGAGUUCCUCUACGACGACCUGGACCUGGACGACCUCCCUACCUCUCCCUCUGUCUCCCCCCCACCAUCUCUCGUCUCUCUAGCCCAGACGCUGGCGGCCUCCCCCCCCCCAGGGAACUCUCACCUGGAGGAUGAGAUUUUCCAGCUCUCCAGCAUUACGCCCACCUCCACCACCUCCUCCUCACCCAUCCCCCCCUCCCCUGCCACUUGCACUACGGAGAACUCUGAGGAUGACAAGAAAAGGGGGCGUUCGACAGACAGCGAAGUCAGUCAGUCUCCCGUCAAGAACGGCAACCCUUCCUCAUCGUUAUCCUCCUCUUCCUCCUCCUCCUCCUCGUCAUGCUCUUCCUCCGGAGCCUCCUCGUCCUCGAUGGUCUCUAUGGCGACCAUGGCAGGGGGCGGUGGCGGUGGUGGUGCAGGGUCCAUCACCGGGGGCAACAGUCUCCUAGGAAGCAUGGGGGGUCUCCUCUCCAACGCUGGCAGCUAUAGCAACGCUACGCAGCAGCACGCUCAGCAGGCGUCUCUGCCGCAGCACCAAACCCAGGCCAAGAACUCUCUCUCCUCCUCUUCCUCCUCCUCCUCUUCCACGGCCCCCUCCAACAGCAACCCCUGCCCUUCGAACAGCAUCCUCCUCCCCUCCUCGAUGGCAUCCUCACCCCCCAACGCCAGCACCCCCAGCCCCCUCACACCCAGCUCCCAGCCCCAAGCCCCGUCGCCGGCCUCCAGCCUCAGCCUAGGUUUGGGCCUGAGCAUGGGGAAAGGAGGGGCCAUGUCGAGCUCCUCGGGCCCCAACCACAUGUCCGGUCUGGGGCUGUCGGGGAUGCCGGCGUCCCUGGGCUCUAUGGCCGGCCUUCUGCCAGGCUCCACGCCUUAUGCCCAGGCAGCCGCCUCGGGGCCUAUGGGCAGCCACAUGGCCGGGGCCAUCGGCAGCGGCUCCUCCUCCAACUCCGCCUCCAACUCCGCCUCCAGCACCAUGGGACCGUUUGGCGGGAACAUGCUCAGCGGAGGCUCAUCGUCCUCCACCGGCCUGCUGGGCUCAGCGCCGGGCAUGGUGGGCAUGGGCGGGGGGAUGCUGGGCCUAGGGUCAGGACCGCUGGUGCAGGGCCCGCCCCUGGUGGCCCCCAGCCCUAUCGGAGGGGGCCUGGCGCCCGGUGGCAGUUUGGGGGUCAUCGGGAGCAACAGCAGCUCAGGGUUGAUGGCGCCAGGCAGUGGAAUCGGCGGAGGGAGUUUGGGUCUCCCCAGACCACCGAGUGGACAGAAACAGAAUGGUAGCACUAGUUAUAGUGCUAUUGUAGCAGACAGCACACCAGAUUCCGCCCUUAACAGUGCCAGCCAAUCACAAAGCAGCCAAGCCUUGUCUAUGAACUCCACAGCCAAUCAACCGAAAGACAGUGGAUCCAGCCUCCUGGGAUCCAUGACUCUGCCGCCCAGCUCCCCUUCACCCUCUUACAACGACAGCAAAGCAGCAGGGGGCAGCCAACUAAAUGGGCCGCUCUCCUACAAUCAGGCCACUGACAGUAUGAAGCCUCAGGAGCCACUGAGCAGCCUCAAGUCCAUGGCGGAGCGAGCGGCUCUGGGCUCAGGAAUGGAGGGAGAGAUGCCCUCUCUGCACCUCGCCACGGACAUUUUCCCCAGCACUACGGGCCCCCCGGGGACCUCCAUGGCCCCCCAGCCCUCGCUGUCAGAGGUCAGCAUCCCCCCGUCACUGGGGGUGUGCCCGCUGGGGCCCGUGCCCCUGUCCAAAGACCAGCAAUACCAGCAGGCCAUGCAGGAGUCGGCCUGGACGCACAUGCCACACCCCUCUGACUCAGAGCGGAUCAGGCAGUACCUGAUGAGGAACCCCUGCCCCACCCUGCCUUUCCACCACCAGGUGCCACCACCUCACUCAGACUCUGUGGAGUUCUACCAGAGGCUGUCAACAGAGACUCUGUUCUUCAUUUUCUACUACCUGGAGGGCACCAAGGCCCAAUACCUGGCAGCUAAGGCACUGAAGAAGCAGUCGUGGAGGUUCCACACCAAGUAUAUGAUGUGGUUCCAGAGACACGAAGAACCGAAGACCAUCACAGAUGAAUUUGAACAGGGCACCUACAUUUACUUUGACUACGAGAAGUGGGGCCAGAGAAAAAAAGAAGGGUUCACGUUCGAGUACAGGUACCUCGAAGACCGGGACCUUCAGUGAUGGACACAGAGCAAGGGAUGACCGGACAGAAGGAAAAGAAAAGAUAGAAGGACUACUGUCGACAUUCCUGGAUUGAACUCGACCCUCUGGGAAGAGAGAUGGAUGCACUGCUUCAAGCUCCUCCCCCUGCCCCCUGCAAAGCCACACCCACCACAUUGCUAAACAACGCCCACUCCCACUUUGGCCCCUCCUUUUCCUAUUUUGUUUUGAUUGAAGCUUUUAAUCAUACUCCUAACUUAACUGGACCCCCUGUUUGUUUUUUGCUAAUAAGUAAAUCAUGACGAUAAUGUUUUGGUUGUUGUACUGUCGAUUUUAUAUUGUUUUUAAAAUUCACGCCUCAACUUCUUCUUCACAUCCCUGAUCAUCUUUAUAACCAAAGAUAAUUGGUUGAAUCCCUUAUACCUGGCAGUGUGUUAGUCCAACAAUAGUGUGUUACAUGCACAACAUGAGUUAAGUCAGGAGAGCCCUUCAGGGUGUGUAGGGUGAGGUGGUGGUGGUCUUAGUGGAGACUGGGUGAAACACUAGGUGAGGGGAGGAAUAAGCACUAGCAUGCUACAUCAAGGGCUUAUUCAAAAAAACACGUCAUUGAAGCCUCUGAAACAACCGCCUCUCCUCUGGGUAUUUGAACUCUAACUUUAAGCACUGACAACUCUGCCAUAGACUGCUAUUUAGCUAUACCCCUCCCCCCAGUACCUGUCAUUAGUCACAAUAGGAGCGCGUGUUCCUCAAACCUGUGUGUCCCGGAUGGGUGGAGAUUUCCAUUUUUGUACAAUUCUUUUGCCAUUGGACCAAAGGUAAAAAUUGCCCAAAUUACCCGGGCUGUUCACGGUUGAGAAACAUGCACACCUAGUGUGAGCUUAUUGCUGUUGUGACAGCACACCUACACAACACCAGCACUGAUGCAGCUUGUCGGUAGUGAAUGUUUACAGUGGUUCAAUCCAAGCUGAUGAUCUUACAGCGGCAUAACUGCAGACAGCGUCACAUCAGCCAUCACUUUUCUACCCACGUUUCAUAAUGUCCUCACUUUUUUUUUUUACCUCUUUUGUUGUGGUUCUGAUUGCAUUGCACUUCCAAUUUGAAAGAAACAACUCACUCAGCCAAACCCACACAGGUAGAUCUUUCCUUUACUCAGGAAGUGUUUAAUAGAUCAUUUGUGAGGAAAUUUACCAGUAAAGACAUCCAUAGCAGCACAAAAGACCCACCCCUCCCUCAUGCUUAAGAAAUCUUAUUUUAACUGCUCCCUCCACCACCAUAAACAUCUAAUUUCAUAAGGCUUUUAAAGGAAAAUCCUCCAAUGUUUGGAGUUAUAUUUUUUUUGUCUUUGUUUUUUUUGUUUGUGUGCCUGUGUUUUUUCAGACAAGAAAAAGCAUUUCAGUGGCUAAGAAUGAAUGAAAACCCCGUUUUGAAAAGGAUGUGUCCAAGUGUCAGCUGGGGAGGUGUCAGACAGAGCUCCUGCAAAGCAAGGCGUCCACGGACAGUUCCGUUCUCAAAACCAUUUCCCCUUUGGUGGUUGAGCAGCAGGGAAGGGCAUUUACCAUCAUCCCACAGCUCAAAUGUGAAAAUCAUUUCCCUCAUAAAGGUGUUGUACAUGUGUUGUUUCCAUCCUUCUCGUUUGUCAUUGGGUUGUCAUCUUGACAGCACGUACAAUGACACUUGCAAAGUGGAGCCGGGGGGUGGGGGACGGGUCAAAGUAAAUAUGACAUAACCAUGAAUAAAGGAUUGUAAAAUAUGAAUAAAAGAGUUACUUUUCAGAAA